AUGAGCUCCACGAAUGUUCCAUUAAGCCUUAUCCCAACUCCAGGUGGGGAACCCGGAGCUGACCCACAUGACCCAUUCGUCGAGUUUGCGUCCCAUAUGGCGCUCGUACACAAUAUUAUCAUCCGAGGUUUCAACAGCAUGUACCUCCAAGCUCCAAAAGUGAAGGAUGUUGAUAUUCCCGACUUCGUGCGCUAUUGCGAUGCGUGGUAUGAGUUUACCAUCGGCCACCACGAUAGUGAGGAGAGGGUGCUGUUUCCUGAAAUCGAAGCUGCAAGCGGCGUUAAAGGAAUUAUGGAUGAGGAUGUUGAGGAGCAUGUCACUUUCCAUCAUGGUCUAGAUGAUUUUAAAGCUUACAUCAGUCCUUGUCUCGCGGACUCGUCUAAAUUCAGUGGCACCGAGUUCGUGAAGGUGUUGGAUUGCUUUGCUUCCGAGUUCCACAGGCAUAUGUCCAACGAGCCGUUGAAACUCCUUUCGCUUUCUAAAUACUCGUUUGACAUGAAGGACAUCGGCGAUCGCACCACACAAUACGCUUUGAAAAGGUAUUCUACAACAGACGUUCUACCAGUUUUGUGGUACAACCUGGACACAAAGUUUGAGAAUGGUCUAUGGGAGAGCUUUCCUCCUCUACCGGCGCCGGUGAAAUGGUCUAUGGUCAACAUUCUAGGCUGGUGGAGAAGCAACUGGUGGCGGUUCAGCAGUUGCAAUGCGCAGUUGGUUGAGAGAGAAGACUUGCUGUGCUUACGACCUGACUACUGA
Messenger RNA from Talaromyces proteolyticus, 756 nucleotides. RefSeq lists its product as uncharacterized. The transcript has 3 exons. Bases 1 to 756 code for a protein of 251 amino acids. Lineage: Eukaryota; Fungi; Ascomycota; Eurotiomycetes; Eurotiales; Trichocomaceae. The record is from RefSeq and is a predicted model, not a curated record.